AUGUAUGGUAACCGACCGGGGCACGAUAACCCACAAAACUCUAAUGAGCCUCCCAAUAGUAAUGGAUCACGUUUGGUCCUUAACAGAAGAACUGUUGAUCAUGGUAAUAGUAUGGGUCGUUGGCAUUUAUAUCGACUGAUGGGAUUGUAUGAUCAAUCUGCUCCUACUAUGGGAGUUAUACGACCGGAAUCGUCAUAUCUUAUGGACUUAUUGCCAUCAGCUGCAUAUGCAGCCGAUGGAAAGAGUACAAUGGCUGCUAUGGAUUUACAAACCAAAUUUGUUCAUUUAUCAAGUAAUAAGGCCAAACAUUCCAUAAAUACUGUUAAAUGGACACCAGAGGGAAGAAGAUUACUUGUUGCGAGUCAUAGUGGUGAGUUUACUUUAUGGAAUGGGAUGACAUUCAAUUUCGAAACAAUCAUGCAAGCCCAUGAUACAGCAGUUUUAUCACUAAAAUAUAGUCAUAGCGAUGAGUGGCUUUUAAGUGGAGAUCAAAAUGGAUGUUUAAAGUAUUGGCAACCCAAUUUUAAUAACGUUAAUAUAUUAAAUAAAGCUCAUGCUGAUGCUAUUCGUGAUAUUGCCUUUAGUCCCAAUGAUUCCAAGUUUUUAACAUGUAGCGAUGAUUCUACGGUUAAGAUUUGGAAUUUCAAUAAUGGACAAGAAGAGCGAACACUUGUGGGGCAUCAUUGGGAUGUAAAGCUGGCAGAUUGGCAUCCAACACUUGGAUUAAUUGUUACUGGAUCUAAAGAUAAUUUGAUUAAAUUAUGGGAUCCAAGAUCCUCAAACUGUAUAUCAACUUUACAUGGAUUCAAGCAUACGGUAUCGAAAACUAGAUUUCAAACCAGUGGUAAUCAAAGAUUACUUGCAGGUACCAGUCGAGAUAAAUCAUGUCGAGUUUUUGAUUUACGUACCAUGAGAGAUUUAGUAGUAAUUCGAGAUCAUGAUGCUGAUGUUUCUGGAGUUUCAUGGCAUCCUAUACAUGGUUCGAUAUUAACUACUGGUGCAUACAAUGGAUCCUUGCAUCAUUAUGUGUUAGAUACAUUUAUCCCCGAUGGGGGGUCACUGGGAUCUAAAACGGGUGGUGGCGUCGGGGUUACAAAUGCCUCAUCGGCAUCUGCACAUCAAGCUGCCGCAUCUCUGAGUCUGGUGGGAACAAUUGAAGCAGUGCACAAGAUCCCCUAUGCGCAUGAGAAGGCAAUUCAUGCAGUGGAAUAUCAUCCUUUAGGUCAUUUGCUUUGCACUGCCGGUGUUGAUAGAACUGCUCGGUUUUGGUCUAGGGCUCGACCAAAUGACCCUGGAGCUUUGAAUGAUGCAUUAUACACUGAUCAGAAGUCUGGAGCGUGGUAUUACGCGGUGAACAAUAAUGUUAACGCAGUUAUUGAUUCGCUGAAAUUACCAGGAUCUAAUGGAGUUGGUGAAGGUGGAGACAACCUUCGAGAAGAUGGGCUUCCUGGGCUUCCUGGUUUACGGAUGUAG
This is a messenger RNA of Lizanozyma spartinae, 1473 nucleotides long. RefSeq names its product cleavage polyadenylation factor subunit (gene PFS2). Gene Ontology annotation, molecular function: protein binding. Gene Ontology annotation, cellular component: mRNA cleavage and polyadenylation specificity factor complex. Bases 1 to 1473 code for a protein of 490 amino acids. The transcript has a single exon. Lineage: Eukaryota; Fungi; Ascomycota; Pichiomycetes; Serinales; Debaryomycetaceae. The record is from RefSeq and is a predicted model, not a curated record.